Molecule: messenger RNA, 1970 nt
Organism: Lemur catta (Ring-tailed lemur)
Lineage: Eukaryota; Metazoa; Chordata; Mammalia; Primates; Lemuridae
Gene: LY6G5B
Product: lymphocyte antigen 6 family member G5B
Exons: 3
Coding region: 682-1335 (217 amino acids)
Cellular component (GO): external side of plasma membrane
Source: RefSeq, a predicted model, not a curated record
AAAACAGGAUGGAUUUGUGUCUGGUGGAUUUGGGUGAUGUUUUUAGUAUAAAGCAGGCAGAAUUCCUACGACUGGAUGUGGGGAAGUGCAAGGUCAGAAGGAAAAGAGAAAAAUUAGGAUUCACAGACUAAAUAUUUGUUCUUUGUAAGUACCUAUGACUGUUUAUAUUAAUAUUUUAAGGGUCUUUAUUAGCAAUGCUAUCUUCCAGUUUUGGUUUUAAAGGGAAAAUAGUCCUAAAGUAAACAACUGUAAGGGAUGGAGAGAGGGACACAGGCCCAGUGGUGUCUGUGUGGCCCCUGCUGAGCUCACCGCAGAAGGAUGUGGACAUUUGGUUCCCUGAGCUUAUCCCAGCACAAUGGGGACUGGUCCUAUUGCACGGAGAGGACAACAGAUGGUGGCAGAGAGAGACACUAAUUUAUGGACUCGAGGAGAGGAAAUAAGUCGUUAAGGGGCAUGCAGGACAAAGGCAGACAACUGGGUAAAACCCAGGUGGUGCCCUGGUAUUACCCCUGUCUGGGCCAUGGCACCCACACUCAGGAACCAGACCUUGUGGGUGAGGACACGCUGUCCGUCCUGCCAAGGUAAUAACUUCCUGCCCCAGGCAGGAAUAUAGCUCUGCACUCACAGCAGCUCCUGCUCAGGCUGCUUGUCGAAACCACCCUGCAGCUCAAAUUAAGGAUCAUGGUCAUGGGAAUGCGGGGUUUCAGGGCAUCCCUCAGGAACUGCUCUCCUCCCCAGAAUUCCAUAACAGAAGCCCGUGUGCUUGUAGGUGUGCUGGUCAUGGUGGGCUUCACGGUGGGAAAGGCUCCUGCUCCUGACAUCCGGACCUGCCACUUCUGCCUCUUAGAAGACCCUUCUGUAGGAUGCAUUUCGGGCUCAGAGAAGUGCACCAUCAGUAGCUCCUCCCCGUGCAUGGUGAUCUCCAUCUAUUAUGAUAUCAAGGUUCGCUUCACCAUCCGCGGCUGUGGACAGCACAAUUCCUACCGCUGCCAAGAGAAACGUAACACCUACUUCUCAGAGUACUGGUAUCAGGCCCAGUGCUGCCAGUAUGAUUACUGCAACUCCUGGUCCAGCCCCCAGCUCCAGAGCUUCCUGCCUGGGCCCCCUGACAAGUCCCUGACUUCGCCUCUGUCUGACUCCCAGAUCCAGCGGUUCUACCAGGCCCUCAACCUCUCACUGCCCCUACCCAGCUUCCAUGCUGGGAAGGAGCCUGAAGCCCUGGACCCCCUGGCCACCCUACCCCUGAACCUGGGCUUGUCCAUUGCUGCCCUGCGCCACAUGUACUUGUUCCUCAACAGUUCAGGACUUUUGGUUCUUCCCCAGGCUAGACUCUGAUACCUUACUCUUCCCAGAUUGCACCCCGUUCUAGCAUCUCUCCCUAACAUCCCAGCAUCCUGCACUGCCCUCUCUGAGAACACCCACAUUCUUUGGUCCCUGUGAUUGUUUAGGCCUCCCUCCUUUGUGCUCCAGCAUCUGUGUGGCUUUGGUUUAACUUCCUCCCCUGAACUCUGGUGCUGUUCCUCCUCCUAGAAAAGAGUCUCAAGUGUGGAUUCUGCCCAGGCUGACCUGGGAAAGGCACAGUGAUUUCCUCAUCUCUUUCCCAUUAUCUGAGUGUUCAUCAUCCCCUGUCUCCUCUCAAUCUGGUCACCUGCCACUUCUGUUAAGGUCUAGCUCUUAAGAUCUGGUACCAGACUGAACUUGCAGCAAGAAGGAUGAGGGGUAGACUUCUGUGCAUAUUUCCUGAGUUGGCAGCCUGGUGUCCCUGCCUCACUGUCUCCACCAUCCCCUCCCCUGGCCUGGUCUCCUGCCUUGUGUCCUCCUUAUGACAGUCUCUGGCCUCCUCAGCCCCAUUUCACCUCACUGCAUCCGACACCCACCUCCAUAGGGGUCUGGUGAGAGGAGAGGGGAGUCUGUCCUGCUCUGCUCCACAUCCCCCAUUUUCCUCCACAAUAAACUGGGACUGGGCUAAA